Chironomus riparius is the source of this 5299-nucleotide messenger RNA. Lineage: Eukaryota; Metazoa; Arthropoda; Insecta; Diptera; Chironomidae. The record is from the annotation of a GenBank genome assembly.
UUUUUCUUCACGUGUAUGUGGAAUAUUUUGAUUUUUUAAAUUACAAGAAAAAUCAAUUAAUAUUUAAUUAAAAUGGCAAUCAAGAUACUUUGUGACUUGAAAAAUCCACCCGUUGGUGCACUGGUUGUUGCUGAACUUAUCAAAUCGACUGAUCCAGUGGAAGUUGAAUGGAAUAAUAAGGAGACAUCGAUUCAGUGUGGUAAUUCUACAUUAUCCUGUGUUACAAACAAUGAUUUGUUAAGAAGUUUGGCUCGUCAUGCACCAAAAUAUGAGUUGUACGGAAAGACACCGAUUGAAAGAACUCAAAUUGAUCAUUGGCUUACUUAUUGUCUGAAUUAUGAUGCUGAUAUUGAUACAGCUAUUCAAUAUUUAAAUAAAUGUCUUGCUCCACUCACUUAUCUCGUGUCUAAUAAGCUUACAAUUGCUGAUUUGGCAGUUUUCAAUGAAUUCUUCGCUAAAUAUGAUGAUUUAAAGAAAACAGGACUUCCAAAUAAUGUUCAACGCUGGUAUAAUCUUAUUAUUGCACUUGAACCUGUUCAAUCAGCGUUAAAGUCCAUUCCCAAAGAUGCAAAGGAAAAGAAGAGGAAUGAAAGACAAGAAUCACCAAAUCCAAAUGUUGGAGAUAGAAAGCAAGAAGGAAAAUUCGUUGACUUGCCAGGUGCUGAAAUGGGUAAAGUUGUUGUACGUUUCCCACCAGAAGCUUCUGGAUAUCUUCAUAUUGGACAUGCUAAAGCUGCUCUUUUAAAUCAAUAUUAUCAACAAGCAUUCAAUGGAAAAUUAAUUAUGCGAUUUGAUGAUACAAAUCCAGCAAAAGAAAAUGUACAUUUUGAAGAAGUUAUUUUAGAAGAUGUUGAAAUGCUACAAAUUAAGCCAGACUUGUUCACUUAUACGUCUGAUUACUUUGAAUUGAUGCUUACAUAUUGUGAACAAUUAAUGAAGGAAGGAAAGGCUUAUGCUGAUGAUACAGAACCGGAAUUAAUGAAACAAGAACGUGAACAACGAGCUGAAUCUAAAAAUCGCAAUAAUUCUGUCGAUAAGAACUUUGCAAUGUGGAAAGAAAUGUUAGCAGGAAGUGUAACUGGACAAAAGUGCUGUAUUCGUGCUAAAAUUGACAUGUCAUCGCCAAAUGGAUGUAUGAGAGAUCCAACAAUUUAUCGAUGCAAAAAUGAACCACAUCCACGUACUGGAACUAAAUAUAAGGUCUAUCCAACAUAUGAUUUCGCAUGCCCAAUUGUUGAUGCUAUUGAAGAUGUGACACAUACACUGAGAACAAUGGAAUAUCAUGAUCGUGAUGAUCAAUUCUAUUGGUUUAUUGAUGCUUUAAAAUUAAGAAAGCCAUACAUUUGGGAAUAUGCUCGAUUAAACAUGACAAAUACAGUUUUAUCGAAGAGAAAAUUAACUUGGUUUGUUGACGAAGGCUUAGUUGAUGGAUGGGACGAUCCUAGAUUCCCAACAGUUAGAGGUGUAUUAAGAAGAGGGAUGACUGUUGAAGGUUUAAAACAAUUCAUUAUUGCACAAGGUUCAAGCAAGUCUGUCGUUUUCAUGGAAUGGGAUAAGAUUUGGGCAUUCAAUAAAAAAGUUGUUGAUCCAAUUGCUCCACGAUAUACAGCAUUAGACAGUACUAAUCGUGUCAUUGUUAAUGUCAAUGGCGCAAAAUUAGAAUCCGUUCAAGUCCCAAAACAUCCAAAGAAUAAUGAUGUUGGAAUGAAGACAAUUUGGCUUGGUCCACAAAUAUACAUCGAUUAUGCUGAUGCUGAGUGUAUGAAGGAAGGCGAAAAUGCUACAUUCAUUAAUUGGGGAAAUUUGAAAAUCAAGAAAAUUAUUAAAGAUAAUGGUAAAAUCACUUCAGUUGAUGCAGAUUUAAAUUUGGAUGAUAAGGAUUACAAGAAAACAUUAAAACUGACAUGGCUAUGUAAACAAGAUGAUACAGAAUAUCCACCAACAUAUUGUGUCUUUUUCGAGAAUAUUAUCAGUAAGGCUGUUCUUGGAAGAGAUGAAGAUUUUAAACAAUAUAUUGGACAUCAAACUCGAUCUGAAACGAGAAUGCUUGGCGAUCCAGAGUUAAAGAAAUGUCAAAAAGGUGACAUUAUCCAAUUACAAAGAAGAGGAUUCUUUAAAGUCGAUCAAGCUUAUGCUCCAGCCAGUGAAUUUUCAGGAGUUGAACGUCCAAUUGUUUUGUUCUUUAUUCCUGACGGUCACACAAAGGAAAUGCCUACUUCUGGAUUAUCAAAGAAAGCACAAGCUGCGGAGACUAAAACCACCAAAACAAAAUCAACUGGAUCGGUUGGUCAAGUCAGUGAUUUGAACGAAAAGAUUAACAAGCAAGGAGAGUGUGUCAGAAACUUGAAAUCAUUAAAAGCAGCUAAACAAGACGUUGAUGCUGCUGUAAAGAUUCUUUUGGAGCUUAAAACUGAGUAUAAGACAUUAACUGGUCAAGAUUGGAAGCCAAGCACAACUGUUGCUGCUCUACCAGCAAAACAAGAAAUUAAACCAGCAAGCACAGGAUCUUUUGGACAAGCUUGCGAUUUAAAUGAGAAAAUCACAAAACAAGGUGACGUUGUAAGAAAUUUAAAAACUCAAAAAGCAUCAAAAGCAGACAUUGACACAGCUGUAAAAACAUUAUUAGAUCUUAAAGCUCAAUAUAAAGCCGCAACAGGACAGGAUUGGAAACCAGGCACAGUUACAGCACCUGUUGAAGUAAAAAAAGAAGUCAAAGCUUCUGUUGGACAAGUAAGUGAUUUGAAUGAGAAGAUUAUUAUUCAAGGAGACACAGUUAGGAAUUUAAAAACUCAGAAAGCUGCUAAACAAGACGUCGAUGCUGCUGUGAAGCUUUUGUUGCAAUUAAAAGGAGAAUAUAAAACUGCUACUGGCCAAGAUUGGAAGCCUCAAGAAGCUCCAAAAGUCGAAGCUAAGAAGCCAUCAGUUGGACAGACAAGUGAUUUGAACGAAAAGAUCAAUCUUCAAGGAGAUACAGUCAGAAAUUUGAAAUCACAAAAAGCCGCAAAACAAGACAUUGACGCAGCUGUGAAAAUCUUAUUAGAACUUAAAGCUGAAUACAAGAAAUUAACCGGACAGGAUUGGAAACCGGGCACUCUCGUAGCUCCAGUUGAAGUCAAGAAAGAGCCAUCAUUAGGUCAAACUAGUGACUUGAACGAGAAAAUCAUUAGACAAGGCGAUUCUGUUAGAAACUUAAAGUCACAAAAGGCUGCAAAGCAAGAUAUUGACGCUGCUGUAAAACUUCUCUUAGAAUUGAAGGCUGAAUACAAAAAAAUAACUGGACAAGAUUGGAAGCCACAAGAAGCACCAAAAGUUGAAGCUAAAAAGGCACAAACAAAUAAGGAAAAUAUGGCACCAGCUGAUAAAGCCCCUCCAUCAAGUGAUAAUAAGAAAGAUGAAUUAACGAAAAAAAUUAAUGAUCAAGGAAAUGUCGUCCGUACUUUGAAAUCAAACAAAGCAACUCCAAAAGCUGACGUUGAUUCAGCUGUUCAAACAUUAUUGGCACUUAAAGCUGAAUAUAAAUCUGUAACUGGAGAAGAUUUUCCUACUGCACAACGUCAACAACCACAAAAGGAAGCAAAACCAGUGAAAGAAAAGAAGCAAGAACCGAAAAAGGCACCUGUUGCUGAACAAAAAGAUGAAGGCGGUGUGAAGAAACAGACAAGAUUAUGUGUUGAAGCUAAGAAAGAAGAGAAUUUGCCAGAUUGGUACGCACAAGUUAUCACUAAAGGUGAAAUGAUUGAAUACUAUGAUGUUUCUGGAUGUUAUAUCCUUCGUCCAUGGUCAUUUGCUAUUUGGAAGAAUAUUAAAAAGUGGUUCGAUGCCAAAAUCACAGAUAUGGGUGUAAAGGAAGCAUAUUUUCCAAUGUUUGUAUCCAAAGCAGCCUUAGAAAAGGAGAAAGAUCAUAUUGCAGAUUUUGCACCCGAAGUUGCAUGGGUCACAAAAUCUGGUGAUUCUGAUCUUGCAGAACCAAUUGCUGUUCGUCCAACAUCUGAAACUGUCAUGUAUCCAUCAUACAGCAAGUGGGUACAAUCAUAUCGUGACUUGCCAAUUCGGCUUAAUCAAUGGAAUAAUGUUGUGCGUUGGGAAUUUAAACAUCCACAACCAUUCUUGAGAACACGCGAGUUUUUGUGGCAAGAAGGUCAUACAGCUUUCGCAACAAUGAAGGAAGCACAUGAAGAAGUUUAUGCAAUUCUCGAAUUGUACAAGCAAAUUUAUACAGAUUUAAUGGCAAUUCCAGUAAUUAAAGGACGUAAAACUGAAAAGGAGAAGUUUGCAGGCGGUGAUUUCACAACAACAGUUGAGGCUUUCAUUUCAGCUAGUGGACGUGGAAUUCAAGGAGCAACAAGCCAUUACCUUGGACAAAACUUCUCUAAAAUGUUUGAAAUUGUCUUUGAUGAUCCAGAAACGAAACAGAAGCAAUAUGCUUUCCAAAAUUCAUGGGGAAUUACGACAAGAACAAUUGGUGUCAUGGUCAUGGUACAUGCUGAUAAUCAAGGUCUCGUUUUGCCACCAAAUGUAGCAUAUUCUCAAGUUGUAAUCGUUCCAUGUGGAAUUACAGCAACAACAACUGAAGACGAUAGAAAAACACUCAUUGAUAGCUGUAAGGAAUUAGAAAGUGAAUUAAAAUCAUGUGACGUUAGAGUUGAAGGAGAUUAUCGUGACAAUUAUUCGCCAGGCUGGAAAUAUAAUCAUUGGGAAUUAAAAGGAGUUCCAAUUAGAAUAGAAUUGGGACCAAAAGAUCUUAAAUCACAGCAAUUUGUGGCUGUAAGACGUGACACUGGCGAGAAAGUUACAAUAAGUCGUGCAAGUUCAAAGGUUGAAAUUCCAAAAUUGCUUAAAAAGAUCCAUGAAAAUAUGCUUGCUAAGGCUACAAAGGAUAUGAAUGAUCACUUGAAGAUAUCUAAAGAAUGGAAAGAAUUUACAAAUUUCCUUGACACAAAAAAUAUCAUUAUGGCUCCAUUCUGUGGUGAUAUUCCAUGCGAAGAGAGAAUUAAAGCUGAAAGUGCUCGUGAGGAUGCAGAUGGUGAUGCUCAAGGACCAGCUAUGGGGGCAAAAUCACUUUGUAUUCCAUUUGAUCAACCUGCAGAAAUUAAGGAUACCGAUAAAUGUAUUCAUCCAGCCUGCACAAAUAAGCCCAAGUUCUAUACACUUUUUGGAAGAAGCUACUAAUUCAUUAAUUAUACUGGAAUAUUUCAUAUUUAUCGAGUUUUUACCAAGCAAUGAAUAACAGUCAAAAAAUAUUUAAAAAUGUGAAAAAUAAUUAACGGUUCAAAUAAAUUCAAAUUCAGUUAUUCAAUAA